Messenger RNA from Girardinichthys multiradiatus, 3383 nucleotides. RefSeq names its product sema domain, immunoglobulin domain (Ig), short basic domain, secreted, (semaphorin) 3D (gene sema3d). Gene Ontology annotation, biological process: axon guidance; negative chemotaxis; semaphorin-plexin signaling pathway. The transcript is spliced from 18 exons. The coding region runs from base 308 to 2725 and encodes 805 amino acids. Gene Ontology annotation, molecular function: semaphorin receptor binding; chemorepellent activity. The record is from RefSeq and is a predicted model, not a curated record. Lineage: Eukaryota; Metazoa; Chordata; Actinopteri; Cyprinodontiformes; Goodeidae.
ACCUCAUAUUACCCAUCCAUCCAAAACACACACCAGCCCUCACAGAGGACCAGGAGUUCAAGAGCGCUUGAACAAACACUGAGGGGAGUGGAAAUAUCUUGGGGAUGUACUUAGUGUAUUACUCUCUUUCAUAUGCGAGCUUGUGCAAGUGUCAUAUCCUUGGUGGUGAUUUAUUUUGUUGUGCGUCGGCCAACUUGAAAAGAAAGAGACGCAGACGCGCUUCUGCGGGCUUUUGCUGCGCAUGAGAAGUUAGGUGCGCCAACAGAUUUGAGAAGAGUGAAAACAGAACAAGGCUACUGCACACACCAUGACAACAGGAGACUCUGUCUGUCAGAGCCAGAAUAAAGCUUGGGCUCUGUUCUGCUUGCCUGGCUGUAAUUAUGGCAGAGAAGGAAGAAGGACUUUAGUUUUAAUCUAUCCAGUGUUUCCGUUUGUGGGACUGAUCUUGUUGGCCAGCCUUCCUUUUGGAGCAAGCAUCAAACAGAGUGUCCCCAGAGUCAAACUCAGCUACAGAGAAUUGCUUCAAGCAGGAAGCAUAUAUCUGUUCUUGGGCCCAGCUGACGGCCUGCACUCCCACUCGCUGCUGUUGGAUGAGGAGAAGGGUCGUCUUUUGCUUGGAGCAAGGGAUCACAUCUACCUGCUUGACCCGAACAAUCUGGGCAAAGACCCCAGAAAGAUCUUCUGGCCUGCUCCGAGAGACAGAGUUGAAACAUGCAAACUUGCUGGCAAAAGUGCAAAUUUGGAAUGUGCUAACUUUGUCAGAGUCCUCCACAAUUACAACCGGACACAUGUCUAUGCCUGUGGGACAGGAGGCUUCCACCCCACCUGUGCUUUCAUUGAAAUCGCUGGGCAAAAUGAGGAUGGUGUUUUCCAGCUGUUGCCUAAUACAGUAGAUUCUGGCAGGUUGAAGUGUCCUUUUGAUCCCUUGCAGCCUUUUGCUUCAGUCCUUUCAGAUCAGUACCUAUAUGUGGGCACAUCAUCAGACUUCCUGGGCAAAGACACUACAUUCACACGCUCCUUAGGUCCUCCGCCUGACCAGCACUACAUACGCACAGACAUCUCUGAAGACUACUGGAUCAACGAGGCCAGGUUUAUUUCUGCUCAUCCCAUCGCUGACACAUACAAUCCUGAUGAUGACAAGAUAUACUUUUUCUUCCGUGAGGUGUCGCGGGAGGGCAACGACAAGAGCAUCCUCUCCCGAGUGGCUCGAGUGUGCAAGAAUGAUAUUGGUGGGCUGAGGAGUCUAACCAAUAAAUGGACCACCUUCCUCAAAGCCCGGCUUGUAUGUUCUAUUCCAGGACCAGAUGGUGUGGACACACACUUUGAUGAGCUCCAGGACAUCUUUCUGCUCCCUACAAGAGAUGACAAAAACCCCAUAGUGUAUGCAGUCUUCUCAACUUCCAGUUCCAUUUUCCAGGGCUCAGCUGUAUGUGUAUACAGCAUGGCAGACAUAAGGGCAGCGUUCAAUGGACCGUUCGCCCACAAAGAGGGCCCCAACCACAGAUGGGUGGAAUAUGAGGGGAGAAUACCAUACCCUCGUCCUGGAACAUGCCCCAGCAAUACAUAUGAUCCAAGAAUCAAGACCACCAAAGACUUUCCAGAUGAGGUGAUCAGUUUCAUUCGAUUCCACCCACUGAUGCACCGCUCAGUGUACCCUCUGACUGGCCGGCCGGUCUUCACACGUGUCCGAGUGGAUUACUCCCUGACUCACAUUGUAGUGGACAGGGUUAUGGCAGAUGAUGGGCAAUACGAGGUCAUGUUCCUGGGAACAGAUGUUGGUUCAGUUCUGAAGGUUGUGAGCAUCACCCAAGAGAACUGGUCAAGAGAGGAAGUAAUUCUUGAGGAGCUUCAGGUCUUCCAGGUUUCCUCUCCUAUCUUCACGUUGGAGAUUUCUUCUAAAAAGCAACAACUUUACGUGGGUUCCAGAGAAGGGCUUGCUCAAGUUUCCCUCAGCAGAUGUCACCUGUAUGGCCAAGCCUGCGCUGAAUGCUGCCUUGCUCGAGACCCCUAUUGUGCAUGGGAUGGGCACACAUGCUCACGAUACGUCCCUGCAUCUAAGAGACGUUCCAGAAGACAGGACAUUAAAAAUGGAGAUCCUGCCAUUCAUUGCUGGGACACAGAAGACAGUCAAGGUGGUGGCAAAGUGGAGGAGAAAGUUAUUUUUGGAGUUCAGAACAACUCCACCUUCCUUGAAUGUACCCCAAAGUCUCAACAGGCCCAAAUCCGGUGGUACAUACAAAGAUUCGGAUCUGAACACAGAGAGGAGGUCAGACUGGACGAUCGUGUUGUCCACACAGACAGAGGACUCCUGAUUCGCUCCCUUCACGCUUCUGAUGUUGGCAUGUACUUCUGUGUGGCUCAGGAGCACACACACUUCACACACACUCUCCUGCGUCUCACGCUGCAGCUUCUCACACAUGGACAACUGGACAGAAAGCCCAAGCUCGACGAAGAUGCUGUCAUGGAGCAGCACCACAGUACGGAGGCACGUCAGCGUUACAAAGACUACUUGAGAGUAAUGAGCUCUCCCUUCCACUCUUUGGAAGAGUACUGCGAUUCCCUUUGGCUGGAUAAGAGGGCAUCUAGGAUCAGAGGAAAAGGUUUAGGACUUGGCAAAUGGAAACACAUGCAGGACAUGAAGAAGAGUAGAAACAGGAGGCACCACAGGGACAGAGAGGAAAGCAAAGAGCGAAGGGGCAGAGAGAGAGUGAUUAGGGCAGCGUGAAGGUGAUGAAGAGGGUCAAAAAUAUCAAUAUUUACAUAACCAUAAACUUUGUAUGAUGAAGUAAUGUUUGAUGAUGAAACUGAUGGGACAUAGAACUGUAAAACUGCAGUGUCAAGUAAGGUUUUGACAAAGCUAUGCGACGUUGAUAUUUGAAACUUUCCCCUCCUAAAAGUUUAUUAAUCUUUUGAUUGUUUUUUUUAUAUAUAAAUAUACAUAUUCACCUAGAUGAUUAUGCCUUGGAAUGUGAAACCAAUAGCAAUGAUACACCUAUUAAUCUGGUAAAUACAUACAAUUGAUUUCCUGUAUCAUCUAGUGACAAUGUAAUUUUUGCAACAGGUGAUGGUAAUAAAAUAAUGUUAGGUUUAAUAGAAGUGUUAAAGGUAAAAAAAAAUAAAAAAAUAAAAAUACUUAAAAAAAUUGUUGAUGACAUAAAUUUUAAAUGAAUGUAAAUAUUUAUGUAACAUGUACAGUAAUUGCAGCAUUAUUCUUUUUCUCCAAUACCCAUUUGUAUGUCUAAAACAUUAUGAUGUAUUAUGUUUGGCUGAAGAAAUUUAAUAUUUUUCUACAAUCUCCUCCCUUGUGUUCAAUGUAGACUUGAUUUUUUUCAUUUAUUAAAGUUCCUGAAAGUUAUUUAAAUAAAAUUUUCUUACAUUCCUUA